AUAGACACUGUCCCAGAAAGAACGGGGCUGUCGUGCACUCUUGUCUCGGGCAAACAUGGGUAACUGGGUGGAGAAUGAAGGACUGUCCAUCUUUGUCGUUCUUGUGUGGUUGGGGUUAAACAUCUUCCUCUUUUGGUGGUUCUAUCUUGCAUAUGAUCUCCCACAAAAUUUCUUCUACAGCAGAGUACUCCUUGGCCGUGCUUUGGCUCUGGCAAGAGCUCCUGCAGCAUGUCUGAAUUUCAACUGCAUGCUGAUUCUGCUGCCAGUAUGUCGAAACUUGCUCUCCUUCCUGAGAGGAUCAAGUGCGUGCUGCUCUACCCGUAUCAGACGGCAACUGGACAGGAACCUCACCUUUCACAAAAUGGUGGCAUGGAUGAUCGCCCUUCAUACUGCAAUUCACAUCAUUGCACACUUAUUCAAUGUAGAGUGGAGCGUGCAUGCACGUGUUGAAGAGGAAGGAACAUUGGCAGCUGUGCUUUCUAGACUUGGUGAUGGCCCAAAUGAAAGCUAUAUCAACUUUUAUAGACGAACUAUUCCGAAUCCUGUGGGGGGCUUAUAUGUGGCUUUCACAUACUUGGCUGGUAUCACCGGUGUUAUCAUCACUCUGGCCCUCAUACUAAUCAUCACAUCAUCCACCAAAAUCAUCCGAAGGUCAUAUUUUGAAGUGUUUUGGUACACUCACCAUCUUUUUGUCAUCUUCUUUAUUGGCCUUGUCAUCCAUGGUGCUGGGCGCAUUGUGCGGGGACAGACAGCUGAGAGUCUGGCUGAACAUAUUCCAGAGAUGUGCUCUAAGAAUUUCACUGACUGGGGAAAGAAAGGAGCUUGCCCUGUCCCUCAGUUUGCAGGGAAUCCUCCUAUGACAUGGAAAUGGGUAGUAGGUCCCAUGUUUUUGUACCUCUGUGAGAGGCUGGUGCGGUUUUGGAGAUCACAGCAGAAGGUUGUUAUCACAAAGGUGGUGAUUCAUCCCUUCAAGACAAUUGAGCUCCAGAUGAUGAAGAAGGGUUUCAAGAUGGAGGUCGGGCAAUACAUUUUUGUCAAAUGUCCAGCAGUGUCUAAACUGGAAUGGCAUCCAUUCACAUUAACCUCUGCCCCAGAAGAGGAUUACUUCAGCAUUCAUGUCCGUAUUGUAGGAGACUGGACAGAGGGCUUGUUCAAUGCCUGUGGAUGUGAUAAGCAGGAAUUCCAGGAGGCAUGGAAGUUGCCCAAGAUAGCUGUAGAUGGUCCCUUUGGAACCGCUAGUGAGGAUGUGUUCAGUUAUGAAACUGUUAUGCUGGUUGGAGCCGGGAUAGGGGUAACGCCAUUCGCAUCUGUGCUCAAGUCUGUCUGGUACAAAUACUGCCACGAUGCAACCAACCUAAAACUUAAGAAGAUCUAUUUUUACUGGCUUUGCAGGGACACUCAUGCCUUUGAAUGGUUUGCUGACCUCUUGCAGUCUCUGGAGACUCAAAUGCAGGAGAGGAAUAAUGCAGAGUUUCUCAGCUAUAACAUCUACCUUACUGGCUGGGAUGAAACUCAGGCCACUCAUUUUGUAAUGCAUCAUGAAGAGGAGAAGGAUGUGAUUACAGGCCUUAAACAGAAAACACUGUAUGGAAGACCUAACUGGGAAAAUGAGUUCAAAACCAUUGCGAGGCAGCAUCCGGGUUCCAGAAUAGGUGUUUUUCUCUGUGGACCUGAGGCUCUCGCUGACACGCUCAGCAAGCAGAGCAUCAGCAACUCAGAAGCUGACCCACGAGGAGUACACUUCAUUUUUAACAAGGAAAACUUCUAACUCCCAGACACGUGGCAGUCAUUCAGUACAAAGUCUGAACACUGAUCUCUUUCUGUUUGGAGUCUGGGAAGGACAGCCCAGCUUCUAACUCAGCUACACUAACACAUAUCCCAUUGCUUCUUUGGAGUUAUUUUGAUGCUGUGGUAGAGUAAGAAUCAAGUUUCACCUUAGGAAAGUUUGCACUGCCCCCCACAUGCUGGCAAUUUAGCCGAAACCUAUUUGUCUUCAUGAGGGGAUUUCCUCUCAAAUAACUGCCUUUAUCCUCCUGUUAUUCAUAGUGACUGCUGAAGGUUGUAGGCAGCCAUAUGCAUUUGGGAUCCAAUUCACAUUGAUAAAGCUUAAUGCUAUUAAACAAGAAAGCAUUCUGGUGUAAUGCUUGCUACUUAGAGACAGCUUACGCUGGCUAUCGAGAGUACUUUGAAAUAAGAAUUUAGGAAAGGGUGAAGGGGAAAGAUUUCUCCUUAAAACAGAAAAUCUGCUUUGAACACAAGCAACUCUCGGGUUUCCAAAGACAAGCCUAACCACCCUGUCGAGGAGGUAGUGCGAGCAGCUGAAAAGCAGCCAGUUCUCUUUAGGAAAGCAGAGUACUGAAAAGGAGCCACCUGGAUGUCAGAGCACCACUGCCAACAUGCCACAGCUGCAGUCAAGUUUGCAGACAAGUUUGUGCAGCUAUCUGGUUGUAUGCGGCAUAUUUUACACCUCCAUCUUGCACUAUGCGCUACCUCAGAAGGACAGAUUACCAUUUGGUUAUAUAUGAAUAGGAAACUGCCAUAUGACACAUCUGAAAGGCAGGAAGUCACAGCUGGUAAAUGCUAGUACAGAUCAACCCUUGGGGAAAUUUUCAGUUCUUUCCCUCAAAGGGGCCAUGUUUGAAUCUACAUAAUUCUGUUUGCAACCCACUUAUUAAAUGAGAACAGAGCUUAAGCGGAAUUAAAGAAGCUUCUUUGUUGGAAUAAAAUGAAUUGCUACUGAAAUGAUAAGGAUCUCAUGCUGCACAGGGAGCACUGAAAUAUUUGGCUUUGAUUUUAAUGAAAAUAUCAUCAGAA
This is a messenger RNA of Centrocercus urophasianus (Greater sage-grouse), 2814 nucleotides long. RefSeq names its product cytochrome b-245 heavy chain (gene CYBB). Gene Ontology annotation, biological process: defense response; superoxide anion generation. The coding region runs from base 56 to 1768 and encodes 570 amino acids. Gene Ontology annotation, cellular component: plasma membrane; NADPH oxidase complex. The record is from RefSeq and is a predicted model, not a curated record. The transcript has 13 exons. Gene Ontology annotation, molecular function: superoxide-generating NAD(P)H oxidase activity. Lineage: Eukaryota; Metazoa; Chordata; Aves; Galliformes; Phasianidae.